Venustampulla echinocandica is the source of this 1674-nucleotide messenger RNA. RefSeq names its product Arabinanase. The transcript has a single exon. The record is from RefSeq and is a predicted model, not a curated record. Gene Ontology annotation, biological process: carbohydrate metabolic process. The coding region runs from base 1 to 1674 and encodes 557 amino acids. Lineage: Eukaryota; Fungi; Ascomycota; Leotiomycetes; Helotiales; Pleuroascaceae. Gene Ontology annotation, molecular function: hydrolase activity, hydrolyzing O-glycosyl compounds.
AUGUGGUCUUUUAACAUUGUUCCAAAACUUCUCAUUGUGACUUCUAUCUUUAAAGGAGCCUUUAUAGCUGCCGGAGCAUCUGUGUCUGCUACUUUCAACAACAACAUCCAAUACAAAUUUGACACCGAUGGCAACUCAAUCGAUUCCACAAGCGGGAAAAUUGACUUUUUCGACGGAGCAUAUAUAUGGUAUGGCCUUGCAAAUGGAUGUGGACGUGUAUUCUGCGGCAUUCUCUCGUGGUCAUCAACGGAUCUUCAGACCUGGCAUCCCAAUGGCUUCCUGUUUGAUCCCAACACGCCACAGAUUCAAGAUUUCUGCGCGCCGCCAUUGUCAGGCAAUUGCGGUAGACCUCACAUCGUCUAUAGCAAGAGCACAAAAACCUAUGUCCUCUGGCUUGACGAAGGAUCUCCCGGUUUCGCGCUCUUUACUAGUAGUCGACCAACCAGCGGCUAUACUCUUAGUGCAAACCGAGCUCUAGUUGGCUAUCAACCACCAGGACCUUUCAAAGCAGGCGACUUCAGUGUAGCAGUUAUCAACGGCACCGGCUACAUCGCCUACUCUCUCCUUGACUUCAGCACCGUUGGGGCCUCCAUCUGGCCCCCCUUCGUCCAGAGCAUCUACGUCCAACAGCUUACACCAUCACUCCUUAACACCACCGGCAACGUUACCCAUGUCGUCUCAGCGGCCAGUGACCUCGUUGACCUGUCUGCCGAAUCGCCAGAUAUCUUCCGUCGAGGUGAUUAUUUCUAUAUCACGGCAUCCAACACGUGCGGUUUCUGCACCGGCACUCUACUCGUGGUGUACCGAUCAAAAACCAUCAUCGGGCCCUGGAUCCGCCAAAUAAUCAGCGCCGACACCUGCGGCGGGCAAACCACUGGCGUUCUCACCCUUCCCGGCCCUUCCGGCCGUGGGGACGCAUCCUAUCUCCAUCAAGCGGAUCUCUUCAGCACGGCGCCCUUAACAGGGAUACGAACAGCCGCCCACGCCCAUCAAUUCCAACUAUUGACGUUCUCUGAUCUUGAUGGCAGCGUUAAUGACCUAAACUGUACCCUCUCACACAGCGCAACUGCCUCCGUCAUCAAAGGAACCCUCCCGAAAUCAGGCAAACCCUCCCACGAACCCACCGUCUCCUCCCCCGACCCCUUAGAAACACCCUACACACCCUCCUGUCUCCUCCCAACCUACCAACUCUACCAAACCUUCAUCUCCCCAAAGACAGGCAAGCUCUCCACAGUAAGCGUCAAUAUCGCCGGCAUAGCAAAUUCCACAGGCACUUUACAGUUAACCAUCUUCCGUUACGACAAUACUACCGCCUUCUACACACCAUUCUACAAAUGGGAUACACUGGCAACGGCAUCCAUACCCGGGUCAUCCAUCUCGCAGGCAUUCGAAGCUAUUAGCGUCCCUGUGAACAGUAACAUAAAGGCGAACGAUAAAUUGGGUAUUGCCGUUGUGUGGGAGGGGGUUGCUCCACUGUGCGUUAUGGUUACGGGUGCUACGGGAACAGGUGGGGACGGAAGAUGUCCUAUUGAGAAGGGCCCGGGAGGGAGUGGACGGGACGGCAGUCUCUUCGCUAUUGGUGCCGCUCAGGUGAGUUUCCGUGGGAAGGUCGGGAAGACCCCUCCAAUUGUUGUUCUGGACGGUGAGAUUAAGUGGGCUGCUGUAAUUAACUAG